Melanaphis sacchari is the source of this 1796-nucleotide messenger RNA. RefSeq names its product anaphase-promoting complex subunit 7 (gene APC7). Gene Ontology annotation, molecular function: protein binding. The transcript is spliced from 10 exons. NCBI's taxonomy places the organism in Eukaryota, Metazoa, Arthropoda, Insecta, Hemiptera, Aphididae. The record is from RefSeq and is a predicted model, not a curated record. Bases 1 to 1740 code for a protein of 579 amino acids. Gene Ontology annotation, biological process: cell division.
AUGAGUAUGUUAUUUGAUCAAAUAAAACUGUUACACAGCCAAAAAUUAUAUUCCAAUGUCAUAAAAGUGGCAGAGAUGGUUUUAAAAGUUAGUGAACACUCAACAGAUAUCUUAACAGCUCCACAUAAAUUUCGUGUAUUAGCAUAUCAGGGUGAUUCACAUUACUACUUGGGUAAUUAUCGUCAAGCAGAAGCUGUGUAUAAAACAGCAUUGACAUUUAAAGAUGCUUGUUCUUCUGCAAAAGCUACUCAAAAACAAUAUGAUGGCUUAAAAGAUCCUAUGCCUGAUAUAGAUAUAAAAUAUCAUUUACAUUUAUGUUUGGUGAAAUUAAAAGAUAAUAAACAGGCUUUAGCUAUUUUACAAUCGGUACCGUCCAAACAAAGAAAAACUAAAAUUAAUAUGGCUAUUGCCAAACUAAAUCAUCAAAUGGGCAAUAUUGUUCAUGCUGUUACUGCUUAUAACAAAGUUUUAAAAGAAUGUCCUCUGGCGAUUGAAGCAGCUGAAGGGCUUUUAAGCUUAGGUGUUAAAGGAAACGAAGUGAAUGCUAUGAUGUUAGACAUGGUUGGAAUUAAUGGACUUGAAUGGAUUAGUGGCUGGAUAAAAGCCCAUGCAUAUCUAUUUCAACAGACUGAAUUUCCUGCAGCUAUUAAUACAUUAAAACAAUUGGAUGAUAACUCACCUUUAUGCAACAGUAAUAGAUUAUUAGUAGCUAUUGGAAAGUCUUAUUAUUUUUAUGGAGAUCGUAAAAAUGCAUUAAUUUACUUACAAAGAGCUUACAAAUUAAAUCCACUAAUGCAAGAUGGCUUGUGUACACUAGCUAUGUGUCUAUACAUGGAAAAACACAACAAAGAGUUAGAAAAAUUGCUCCCAACAAGUUAUACAGACGAAUCAUCGAUUGAUUCCCAUAUGUGGAUCGUUCUUGCUUUUGUAUGCUAUAGUAAUAGCAACUAUUCAAAAGCUUUGUGUUUAGCGCAAAAGGCUUGUUCUGUUGAUCCAAGAAAUAUUGAAGCACUAUUGUUGCAUGGAAUGAUAUUAACAAGUAUGAAAAAAUAUUCUGAUGCCAUUUUACAAUUUCGUAAAGCUAAUGAUAUUGCUUCUUAUCUGUUCGAUCCACAUAAAGGUAUGGUAGAUUGUUAUAUAGCAUUGCAUAAGAUGAGAAAUGCACUGACAGCUGCUAGUAAUUGUUGUAAACAAAUGAAUAGCCACCCAAAAGCAUUAACAUUAUAUGCUUCAAUACUAAUGAAAGAUCCAAUAACAGUUGCUAAAGCAAGAAUACUUUUGGAAAGAGCAAUAAGUAUCGACGAUUAUUAUCUCCCAGCAAUAUAUAUGCUUGCUCAGAUAUAUGAACAAGAUGGAAAUUAUAGUCCUGCUGCUGCUUUAUUACAUAGGCAAGCAUUAGAUCAACCAACUUGUAGAUUAUAUCAAAUGUUGGGCGAUUUAAGUGUCAAACAAAAUCAAUUAGAAAGAGCAUUUGACUACUAUUAUUCUGCACUAAAUCUUGACCCGAAUAAUAAACGAGUUAUGGAGAGCUUAGAAAGUUUGGGUAAACCAUGUAAUACUUCAACAGCCACAUCUGCAGAUUCCACUGGACCUGUUUUAAAUGGUUCACUUUUAGAUGCCACAUUUAGUGGUGUUAAUAAUGCUGAAAACGAAUCAACACCAUUCAAUAAUGUUGUACAUGAAGAAGAUACAUUUAUGGAUUCUGAUCAUGAAGGAUCUGGAUCCGACAUAUCCAUAUAAUUGUUCAUGACAGUUUUAACCUAUGCCAAUAAACUUGGAUAUUAUAAGUAUUCUUA